This is a messenger RNA of Sphaeramia orbicularis (orbiculate cardinalfish), 1499 nucleotides long. RefSeq names its product RAB40c, member RAS oncogene family. The record is from RefSeq and is a predicted model, not a curated record. The transcript has 6 exons. Gene Ontology annotation, molecular function: GTP binding; GTPase activity. Gene Ontology annotation, biological process: intracellular signal transduction. Lineage: Eukaryota; Metazoa; Chordata; Actinopteri; Kurtiformes; Apogonidae.
AUGUAAGACACAAUGGGCAGCCAGGGAAGCCCGGUGAAAAGCUAUGACUACCUUCUGAAGUUCCUCUUGGUGGGAGACAGCGAUGUGGGCAAAGGGGAGAUCCUGGACAGCCUGCAGGAUGGAUCUGCUGAGUCCCCAUACGCUUACAGCAGCGGCAUCGACUAUAAAACCACCACCAUUCUUCUGGACGGGAGGAGAGUGAAGCUGGAGCUUUGGGACACGUCAGGACAGGGGAGGUUCUGCACCAUCUUUCGCUCAUAUUCCCGUGGAGCUCAGGGCAUCCUGCUGGUGUACGAUAUCACCAACCGGUGGUCGUUUGACGGCAUCGAUAGAUGGAUCAGAGAGAUUGACGAGCAUGCACCAGGCGUUCCUCGGAUCCUGGUGGGUAACCGGUUGCACCUGGCCUUCAAGCGGCAGGUCCCCACCGAGCAGGCCAGAGCGUACGCCGAGAAGAACGGCAUGACCUUCUUCGAGGUGAGCCCGCUGUGCAACUUCAACGUCAUCGAGUCGUUCACGGAGCUGUCGAGGAUCGUCCUCAUGAGGCACGGCAUGGAGAAGUUCUGGAGGCCCAACAGAGUCUUCAGCCUCCAGGACCUCUGCUGCAGAGCCAUCGUGUCCUGCACGCCGGUCCACCUCAUCGACAAACUCCCGCUGCCCGUCGCCAUCAAGUCCCACCUCAAGUCCUUCUCCAUGGCCAACGGCAUGAACGCCGUCAUGAUGCACGGACGCUCGUACUCGCUGGCCAACCCGGCCGGCGGCUCCAAAGGAAACAGCCUGAAGCGCUCCAAGUCCAUCCGCCCGCCGCAGAGCCCGCCACAGAACUGCACCCGCAACAACUGCAAAAUCUCCUAACUCAGAGGGACGUCGCAGCCGGGGGAGCUGCGAUCAGAGCAGGAAUUAUGGGUAAAGGGACAAAUAAGGUAAAAUAAUUGACUGGUGGGGGGAUUUAAGCGGUGCCUCAUGAUACCACGAGACCACAGACUCUUCUGUCCUCAGAUGUGAUUCUACGUCACUACAUGUAAAAAGACUGCAGACCCCCUCCUGUCUGAGCGCAGGAGUGUUUGCUCAUGUACAGACCCCUCCCUCCCUCCCUCCCCCCACCCCACCCACUCCCCUGACUCCAACACCAUAUUCACUCACUCUACAUGGUGCACGAUGUGUCUGUGCAUCACAGAGCAAUGCUUCACUUUAUAUCUCACCUUUCUUCUGUCCGUCUGUCUGCUCCUAACACCACCUUCUCCUCUGUUUAUUUGCUAUUUUAUUGACCAAUAAGCUACAAAAUCAAGAUGCUAUUACCCGUCAGUCCGUUAUUGAUCCUCAGCAGGGUGAACACUCAGCGCUCCGGAAGCUGAAACACAACAGGAAACACUUCAAAUCCUGUGCGACAAGACGACGUGAAAUACACUCGUGUCAGUAGAAGUUCUAAUUUGACGGAUUCACACUACACAGUUUUAUGUUUAUUCUAGUCAUGGGGCGUUCAAGGGCCUGGAGCAGCAGUA